This is a messenger RNA of Ustilaginoidea virens, 708 nucleotides long. RefSeq lists its product as uncharacterized. Gene Ontology annotation, biological process: glutathione metabolic process. The record is from RefSeq and is a predicted model, not a curated record. The transcript is spliced from 5 exons. NCBI's taxonomy places the organism in Eukaryota, Fungi, Ascomycota, Sordariomycetes, Hypocreales, Clavicipitaceae. Gene Ontology annotation, cellular component: peroxisome; mitochondrion. Gene Ontology annotation, molecular function: glutathione peroxidase activity; glutathione transferase activity. Bases 1 to 708 code for a protein of 235 amino acids.
AUGGGUACCAAUCGAAUCGACUGCUACUUGGAUAUCGCAUCUCUCUACAGCUAUGUCUGCUUCGAGGACAUGCAUCCAAACCUCGGACGGUUACGUGCCAACGGCAUCGAGGUGGAGUUCCAUCCCGUCUUCCUAGGAGGCCUUCUCAACCUCACUGGCAACAAGCCGCCGUGGACGUCUGCGGCCAAAGCCAGGUAUCUCGGCUACGACAGCCCACGAGCAGCCCGUCGGGUCGGCAUCACCGACUACGCACCGCCCGAGGAUCUCCUGCAGAGGGCCAAGACCCAGUCUGCUCUCCGGGCGCUCCUCUUCGUCAAGGCCAGGUUUCCGAGGGAGACGUUCCUGUCCGUGCUGCGCUUCCUGCUGCACAGGUUCUGGACGCCGCCGCACGCCGACGUGGUGGAUGAGGCGAGCCUCAAGGCUCUGCUGCUCCAGGCGACGGAAACACCGACGCGGGGCAGCAGGCUGUUUACCGAGCCUGACGUGGACGCCAUCAUGCAAGGGAGGGCGGAGAUGAAGGGAAAACUCAUCGAGGACACGGGCAGGCUUGCCGAGGACGGCGCGUUCGGGUGUCCGUGGCUCGUGGCCACCAACUCGAGGGGGGAGGUUGAGCCGUUUUUCGGGAGCGACCGGUUCAAUCACAUGUACAUAUUUCUUGGCCUCCCGUUCCAGGACGUCGUUGUUCUGGAACCAGGCGCUAAGCUGUAG